GAUAAAACUGGAGGCAGAAUAACUGGAGAGGAGACAUUUCCCGCCCAACGAUCAAAAAUGCCUACUGAUUAGCCAAUGUAGGCGUAGGCGUUCCCCCAAUUUCAAACAAAACAACAUCAGCUAUGGCGUCACGAACAGUUGAUCUAUGGGCAGAAGUCGUAUCAGAAGAAGAGGAGCAUAAGCGAUCAAUUGAAGACUCGGAGCCUGCAAUCAUCUAUCGGAGACAAAAACCUCAUUCUAUCCCUCAAAAAGUUUUACCGAGGAGGCAAUCGAAAUCAAGCAGCGGGGGUGGGACUCGUAAGAGUAUUCUGCCGGUGAAGCGUGUGAGUUGGAAUCGGUCUCUUUCCACUAGAGGAAGGACAAGCAUUGCUGCCAAUGCAUGUGUGGAUCAACCAAAACAAGGAAAACCUAGGCGAAAUGCUAAGCCACCACUCCCUAGAGGGAAAUGCAUAGAGCCUCCCAAUUAUGACAAAGAGCAAGCUUAUUUUCAAGAGGUUGAUGAUUUUGAAUUGCUAGAAGAAAGCCCCUCACCAAAGAAACCUAGUACCUGGACCAUGGGCACACAAGUUCAGGAAGUUGUCAUCUCCCAUCUAUCCUCAGUAUUGCGUAAAUGGCUGAUCUCCAAGAAGUUAAACCAAACAUAUGCAUUUUCUGGUUCGCUUUCAAAGAUAUUCGAAACUGAUGUUUCAUCUUCAACCCUAAAGACUCCAAGAGAGGAAUAUCUAGGAGUUCGGUUGACCAAAGAUUCUACUCGGCAAAAGCUUACAUCAAGCUUGAAUGAGAAGCCUUCAUCCAGCAUGCUUAUUGGAGUUGCUGUUAGCAAACUCUCUUUGACUUCGAGGCCUUCGUCACUUGAUAGUCAUGCCUGGGAUUCAUUUUCCGCCUUAUUGACUGCUUGUGGUCAGUCAAUCCCUUCAACAUUGACGGAGAUGUUGACUAGUUACUGUGAAAGAGGGAAUAUCUCCAAGGUUGGGGAGGGAACAUACGGAGAAGCUUUUAAGGUUGGCAAUACAGUUUGUAAAAUUGUCCCAUUUGGUGGAGAUUCGCUUGUCAAUGGUGAAGUUCAGAAGAAAGCAGAAGAACUAUUGGAGGAGGUUGUUCUUUCAUGCACCCUCAAUCACCUUAGAGGACUUGAGGGUGAUGUAUCUAAUGCUUGCACUUCCUUCAUACAGACCAUCGAUUUGAGGGUUUGCCAAGGAUGUUAUGAUUGCAAUCUAAUAAGAGCAUGGGAAGACUGGGAUGUGAAGAAUAAUUCAGAAAAUGAUAACCCUAAGGAAUUUUCUUCUGAUCAGUGCUAUGUAGUUUUUGUUCAACAACAUGGUGGUCGGGAUCUUGAAAGCUUUGUGCUUUUUAAUUUUGAGGAAGCACGAAGUUUAUUAGUUCAGGUCACUUUGGCACUGGCUGUGGCAGAGGCUGCUUAUGAAUUUGAACACAGGGAUUUGCACUGGGGUAACAUUCUGUUAACUCGUAAAGAGCCUGCUGCUCUGCAAUUCAUUCUUGAAGGAAAAAAGUUGCUAAUAAAAACUUCUGGAUUGGUCAUAUCCAUUAUUGAUUUCACCCUCUCAAGGAUGAAUACAGGUGAAGAUAUACUCUUUCUCGACCUAUCAUCAGACCCACAGAUUUUUGAGGGUACAAAAGGAGAUAAACAAGCAGAUACUUAUAGGAAGAUGAGGGAUGUGACGGAUGAAUGUUGGGAAGGAAGCUUCCCGAAGACCAAUGUGUUAUGGCUGCAGUACUUGGUUGACAUCUUGCUAUUGAAGAAAUCCUUUGAGAGAACUUCCAAAGAUGAGAGAGAACUACGCUCUCUGAAGAAACGCUUAAAUACUUAUGAUUCAGCUAAGCAGUGUGUGCAUGAUCCUUUCUUCAGCGAUUUAUUUAUCGAAGAAUCACCAAACAGCGACUGAAGCAUGUUACAACUGCAGGUAUUUUGAUGAUUUAUGUAAUUUUGUCUAAAGCCACCAACAAUAUAGUGGUUUAGGUAAUAGCAGGAAAUCUUUGAUUCUGAUGUUUAUGGGAGUAUAAAAUUAGUAGAUGUUGUAUUUGCAAGAAUUUGUAUGCUGCUUUAGGAUGAUGCUGGGUUGAGUCAGAUUAAAUGCUUUUGGAUUGGGAGGGAGUUGAUGACCA
Molecule: messenger RNA, 2124 nt
Organism: Salvia splendens (bonfire salvia)
Lineage: Eukaryota; Viridiplantae; Streptophyta; Magnoliopsida; Lamiales; Lamiaceae
Product: serine/threonine-protein kinase haspin homolog
Exons: 15
Coding region: 123-1904 (593 amino acids)
Biological process (GO): intracellular signal transduction; protein phosphorylation; mitotic cell cycle
Cellular component (GO): cytoplasm; nucleus
Molecular function (GO): ATP binding; histone H3T3 kinase activity
Source: RefSeq, a predicted model, not a curated record